AUGCUAUCUUGUAUGAUGUCACAUUGUAAUACUAUAGUAUAGUAAAAACUACAGGACACUAAAAUAUUACAAUAAUCUUGGUACUGCAUAUAUGUAAAAUGAUGUUCGCUGUAUUUUCAUUGGGAAGGUAUUUUAAAAUGUUCCUGAUGAUAUUAAUUUGCGCACCAGCAUCAUUAUGUUGGAGUGAUGGUGCAGAAUCGGAGAGCAAGAGUUUUAAUUCAACAUUGCGUUGUAGUUUAAUUGACACAUCUCCGAAAUGCAAAACUUUAAGAGCGACUCUGUUUUCAAUCUAUGGAAUUCCUUCAGCAGAAGAAGACGACUUUUUUAUGGAUAAAUUUUUCGAGCGGUAUCGUCGAAGUCCUGGAUCGGAGUUUAUAAAGAAAGCAAGCUCGAGAUUUGACGAAAUUGUUCAUCGUAAAAAGGUGAAAGUAUAUAUAUCGAAUGAAGAGGAAAAACUUAAGUUACCGAUUGAGAAGUUCAAAUCUCGGUGGCGAUUUUAUAAUGGUAGAUAUGUUGAACUGCCAGUUUGCGAAACAACAGCAUCGCCAAUCGACCCGGGACCCCCAACCACCCCGCUGCCUAACCUUAAAAGAAUCAUACUCACAAAGCAACAGAAAGAAAUGUUGUUAUUCGAGCACAACAAGGCAAGAAGAAACGUCGAUCCAACAGCGACGAAUAUGUUGCUGAAAACAUGGGACGAGGAAUUGGAAUGGGUGGCUCAGAACAAAACGGAUUCGUGCAGUUUUAGUGAAAGGAAUGCGUUUCACCACGUAGGGAGCGGAAAACCUGCAAUAGAUAUUGUGAGGCACAGCGAAAUAAAUGCAGAGAUUGGUUUUAAUUGGUUUGCCUGGAGAAAUACAGGAGGUUUGCCGAAUAGUUUCGUCACAGACGUCAUGGAAGCGUGGAUGUCAGAAAAACUUUAUUACGAUUAUGAAGAGAGGACGUGUUCUUCAGUUUGCCGACAUUACUUACAGGUAAUAUGGGCGGAAACGUUUAAACUGGGCUGUACUGCUUCAUGCUGCCGAAAAUAUGUCAUCAAUGGAGUGACGUGGACGGAUACCACUCUACUGGUUUGUGCAUACGCACCGCGCGGCAACGUAGUAGACUAUACGUCAUCAAAAGCGACCGGGUUUUCUUACACCACACCACCAAAAACCCGACACCCUUAUAAACGUGGAAAGUCAUGUUACGACUGUGGGGGUUAUCUUGAAAAAGGUGAAAACGCUACAGUUCUGAAUGCAACCAGCCAUAAUCCAGCCUUUGGAAACACGAAAGAACCACCAGAUACUUGUGUGGACAAGUUAUGCACUAACACCGAUCGGGAUAAAAAGAUCCCAUUUAAAACACUUCCUUAUCCGACAAGCACAACGUUUCCAUGGACAACCACCAUGACAGCAAUGACAACAUCCUCACCAGGCAUACCUUGCGUCAAAGAGAUCGAAAUACAAAUAGAUGAUGGAAGUUCAGUCAAUAUCACGAUUCCCUCCUCUGCUGGCCCAGGGCAGAGAAAUCCAUCGUUCUUCGUUUUCGCAUUCCUUUAUUGGCCACUGUCAGUGUUUCUGUCAUAUUUUUUACGAUAAAAAAAUCAUAACAAAAUGCUUGUGACAUGCUUACUGCGACAAAGGUGUCUGAAAUUUGAUGUAUAUUGUACAGUGGAGGAAGACGGGACACCUUUANCACAAAAUAUUCAAACAUCCUGAUCAGGUUUUAAACAAUUAACAAGGGUAUAUCGUGGGGAAACGGUUUUAUAAUUCUUUAAAUGUUUUUUGUUUACUACCAAUUUGGAAAAAAUAUAGAAUGAAAACGUGUCCCAUCUUUCCCCACCCCCCAAAAAAUUUAUUUAACUAGUAUAGAUGCAGAAGUAUACCAUGAGCGUUUCUAUUUGUUGCUUCUAAAAUAUACGAGUUCAUAAAAAGAUAAAAAGUUUAAAGUAAGGACUUAUGCAACAUUUGCAUUGUAUUAUGAACACGCGUUAUGAAAGCGCAAAGCUGAAAAUUGAAGAUUGCAUUAAAGUAAGAAGCACCAAAAAUAAGAAUACAAGGUACAUGUUUGGUAGAAUUCGUCUGAACAUUAUAGUCAUACAAUAUUAUGUUUGAAUGUAAGAAUCUGCUGGCAGCGUAACAAUGCAUUAGACUGAUGCAUUAAUUUAAAGGAGAAGAACGCCAACUAACAGUUAAAACCAACAUAUUAAUUUAUGGU
Messenger RNA from Ciona intestinalis (vase tunicate), 2199 nucleotides. Lineage: Eukaryota; Metazoa; Chordata; Ascidiacea; Phlebobranchia; Cionidae. The record is from RefSeq and is a predicted model, not a curated record.